AAUAGAACCAACUGUAUACAUAACCUAAUAAUAAAGACUAGAGGAGUCCACCCUGGAAACAAGUUAGAAAUAACGGAGAAACAGAGGAGUAUUCAAUUAUUCAUUGCUUAUUAUGAUAUUGUGUGCGUGUAUUUUUAUUAUAUAUAUACACACAAUUGGGUUAGCAAAAUCCCCAAUUCCCAUAUAUAUAUAUAUAUAUAUUAAACCAAAAAUUAUACAAAGAAAUCAAGCCUAAAAGCCCUUCCUUCAUCCCUUUCUCUUCUCCUAACCUUCUCUUCUACACUCAUUAGCCUUUUAAUAAAGUUAGAGACAAUCACUGCUUAGCUCUCACGCCGAUGAACAAUCUUUUGCAUCACUUAUUCGCGAAAAUGAUUUGCUCUUCCCAGAGCAAAAAGUUUUCAUGUUAAAAUUGUUGGAUUUUCGACGAAGAAUUCACCAAAGCUGAAUUGAAGAUGCCUUUGAUUACACUGUUGGUGAUUGUAUGUGCAUUAAUUCUCGUAAGAUAUUUGUUAUAUAGGAGUGCUUUAAUUUAUGUUUUUAAAAAAUGGUCUCGUUGGAUUGAAGAUCGGGUUCAUGUUCAUCAAUUCUUCAAAGUUCCAGAAUUGAAUGAAAACAAUCAAGCGAAUCAGUUUUAUAGAAAAGUUUUCACUUACGUGAAUUCGUUGGCUUCCAUUGAAGACUCGGACUUCACAAAUCUCUUCUCCGGCAAGAAAUCAAAUGAUAUCGUUCUAUGUCUUGACGAUAAUCAAACCGUUCGCGACACGUUUCUCGGAGCCAGAGUCUCGUGGACGAACCAAGUCCUCAAAGAUGAAGCAAAAAGUUGCAGAAGAACUUUCGUUUUGAAGAUCAAAAGGAAGGACAAGAAACGGAUUCUUCGAUCUUAUCUGCAACAUGUUCACACGGUUUCUGACGAAAUUGAGCAGAGAAGGAGAGAAGUGAAGCUUUACAUGAACGCGCAAUCGGAUCAUCAGUACAACGGACGGUGGAGAUCCGUUCCGUUCACGCAUCCGUCGACUCUCGAUACAAUCGCCAUGGAUUUAGAUCUGAAGAACAAGGUGAAGUCCGAUCUGGAAACGUUUCUAAAAUCGAAGCAGUAUUAUCACAGAUUAGGCCGUGUUUGGAAGCGAAGUUAUCUACUCUACGGCCCCUCUGGUACCGGUAAAUCCAGCUUCGUCGCUGCGAUGGCCAAAUUCCUCUGCUACGACGUCUACGACAUCGAUCUCUCGAGAGUUUCCGACGAUUCUGAUCUCAUAAUGCUUUUGUUACAAACCACAAGCAGGUCUAUGAUCGUUAUUGAAGAUCUGGAUCGGUUCGUCGGGAAGAAAUCAACGGCGGUGAGCUUAUCAGGUGUGCUCAACUUUAUGGACGGAAUUGUGAAUUCCUGUUGUGGUGAUGAGAAAGUGAUGGUUUUUACUAUGAAUAGCAAAGAACAGAUCGAUCCAGUGAUACUGAGACCUGGACGCAUCGAUGUUCAUAUAUAUUUCCCGCCCUGUGAUUUCAACUCCUUCAAAACCCUGGCCAACAGCUAUUUAGGGCUCAAAGACCACAAGUUAUUCCCGCAAGUGGAAGAGAUUUUCCACGGCGGGGCGACGCUGAGUCCGGCGGAGAUCGGCGAACUCAUGAUUAUGAACCGGAGCUCGCCGAGCCGAGCGUUGAAAUCGGUGAUCACGGCGUUGCAGACCAACGUUGAUGUUAGGGUGGCCGGGAAGAUCGGACGGCGGUUGAGCGACAUGUCGGCUGAAGGUUCGGGUGAGUCCGGUGGCGCAGCUUGGAAAGAUAGUGUUCCGGCGGUGAAAGAGAUCCGGAAGUUGUACGAUCUAUUGAGGUUGAAGAGUUGUAAAAAAACUGCACCGUCAGAUCAUGAUUCGGUUUCGGAUACAAGGUGAUGAUAAAUGCCCAUAAGUUGGACCUAUGCGCAUACAAGACUAUACUACUACUAGUAAAUUCACUCUCUCAAUCAAUUUUGAUCUUUUUUUACUUGGAUUUUCUUUGAAAUCUAUGUGUUAUCUCAUAGGAAAAAUCAAAUAGAAAACUGAAGCUUGUGAUUUAGAUUUUUUGUUUUUGUUUUUAAAGGUGAUAUCAAAUUUGUAUUUUUUUUUUAAUUCAUCGAUUUUGUAUUUAAUACCAAUUAUAUUGAUUCAUAUAUAUAUAUAUAUGUAUAUACACACGUGUUUGUGUACACAAA
This is a messenger RNA of Cornus florida, 2185 nucleotides long. RefSeq names its product AAA-ATPase At2g46620. The transcript has a single exon. Gene Ontology annotation, molecular function: ATP hydrolysis activity; ATP binding. The record is from RefSeq and is a predicted model, not a curated record. Bases 453 to 1886 code for a protein of 477 amino acids. Lineage: Eukaryota; Viridiplantae; Streptophyta; Magnoliopsida; Cornales; Cornaceae.